Messenger RNA from Lucilia sericata (common green bottle fly), 2464 nucleotides. It is a transcript of the gene Rb97D, whose product is annotated as ribonucleoprotein RB97D. The record is from RefSeq and is a predicted model, not a curated record. Lineage: Eukaryota; Metazoa; Arthropoda; Insecta; Diptera; Calliphoridae. Gene Ontology annotation, molecular function: RNA binding. The coding region runs from base 168 to 1574 and encodes 468 amino acids. The transcript has 6 exons.
ACGAAGUAAAAUAUGGCAUCUUUGUUUUAGCCGCCAUUAUAUAUUUUUUUCUUUCAGAAAAUCAAUACAGAAUUAUCGCUAAAAAAAAUCUUCCUGUAUUUCUAUAAUCACAGAAUUUGUGUGUAAAAAUAUUGAUUAUUUGAAAAUUUAAAUAAUUUGCUAACAAAAUGUCGGAAAAGAAUGAUGGUAAUAAUAGUGAUGACAGUGUGGAAAUUAUUCCCAAUAAAGAUGAUGAUAUAUGUGAACUGGAACAUUUAAGAAAACUAUUCAUUGGUGGUUUAGCUCCCUAUACCGACGAAGAUAGUCUACGUAAUUUCUAUAGCCAGUGGGGCAAAGUGGUUGAUGUAGUUGUAAUGAAAGAUCAAAACACCAAAAGAUCGAGAGGUUUCGGUUUUAUAACAUACACCAAAGCAUAUAUGGUGGAUAAGGCUCAAGAUAAUCGUCCACAUGUUAUUGAUGGCAAAGCUGUUGAAGCUAAACGUGCUUUACCUCGUCCAGAACGUGAGGCUCAGGAGAAUAAAAGUGCCUCGGUUAAAAAAUUAUUUGUGGGUGGCCUGAAAGAUAAUCAUGAUGAAGCCUGUCUGGAGGAGUACUUUUCAGAAUUUGGAAAAGUUGUAUCGGUUAAAAUUCUUACUGAUAAAACUACGGGCAAACGUCGUGGCUUUGCUUUUAUCGAAUACGAUGAUUAUGAUGCCGUUGAUAAAGCUAUAUUGAAAAAAACUCAUUCCAUUAAAUAUGUGGUGGUGGAUGUAAAGAAAUCGAUUUAUAGCAAAGAAUUACAGAUGAAAAAGAAUCAACAGCAUAGUAGCGGCGGCAAUAAUACUAUGGGACAACAAGGCAAUAAAAUGCCACCGAAAGACAAUCUUAGAAAUAAUAUGCCUCCACAACAGCCGCCACAUCCACCUCCAUAUCACGAAGGGCCACCACCAAACUACAAUCAGUGGGGACCACCAGCCCCAGCUAUGCCUCCACCAAAUUAUGGUGGAUAUCCACAACCUCCACAGCAUCAACCACCACCCAAUUGGAAUUAUCCACCAGCUCCCAAUACUUGGAAUGCACCACCACAACCACCUGGAGUGCCCCAGCCUCCACCACCGGCCUGGAAUAACAAUCAGUGGGGUUGUCCACCACCAACAGGACCACCAGGUCCACCCGUACCUAUGCCACCACCAAAUCAAAUGCCUCCCCCCGGUACUCAACCACCACCAAACUGGCAACAACCGCCGGUAGUACCACCUGUGGUUGGACCACCCCCACCACAUCAUCCACAACAGCCACCAGUUCACCCUCAAGUACCGCCUCCCAAUUUUGGUACCGGCUAUCAGCAGAGUUAUAACGGCGGACCCACUAAACAUCAGAGUGGCAUGAAUUCAAAUCGCAUGAAUCCUUACAGUGCUCCGCCAAAUCCAAAUAAUUCAUAUAAUAAUGUACCACCUGCUCCUGGUUAUGGUGGAUAUAAUGCUGGACCACCAAAUGUUAAACCGCCAGUCAAUAACAACACCGGCCCUGGACCAGUUCCCAAUCCCAUGAGUAAUGGUGGAGGACCAUCAUCAAGUGGCAAAUAUCGACGCUAAAAUCUAAUGGAUAGCAAUCAAUAAUUUACAAAGUAAAAGGUAUGUGUGCUACAUGCUCAAAAAUAUUAGAAUUUAUAUAUUAAGUUUAAAUAAAAGCAAAAGAAAUAAAAUAUAUAAUAAAUAUAUUAAAUACAAGUUAUUACUAUAUAAAAAAUUAAAAUAGACAACAAAUACAAAUUAAGUACACCCCCAAGAAAGAAAAGGUAUUGCAUUAAAGUUUAUUUAAACAGUGUCUAAAAACUAAAUUAGAGUAAAAAGAAAUUAUUUUAAAAACUUUCAAAUAAAACAAACAAAUAAGCAGCUUUAGUUUAUUUAUAAAAUUAUAAUUAUGAAUUUAAUUAAAAAUCUAACAUUUAUAAUAGAAUAUAAUAAUAUCCCUUUAGGAACUUUUGAUUGAUCAUUUAUAAUGUUUAUAAAAAGUGGAAUUUUUUUCAAAGUUUUCUAAACAACUAAAAAUAAAUUUUUCUUGAGAGGAAUAACUGUUAAUAUAGAAAUUUAAGAGAGAUGCCUGUAGUAUAUUAUAUGCAAUCGUUUGUUUAAAAACUGAAAAUAAACUUUCCACUUAUUUUCAGAAGUUUGGUAGGGUCACUCACUUGUUUUUUUUUACAAUACAAUAACUUUCCAAAUAUUUUGAGAUAAUAUUAUUAUUUUCUCUUACAAUCAUUUUAAUUAUUACAAGUAAUUUUAAUUGUAUUGAGAAAUUACAAUUACUUAUAAUGUAAUUGACAUCCACCAAGCCUAUAAUGCUACUAAAAGAGUACAUUUAUUGCAUAAAUCAUAUCAAUUUUUAAGUACAAUUCCUUAUUACAUUCACUCACGAGCGAUUUUAAUAAGUUUUAUUAAAGGUGAAAACAAAAAUUCGCGAUUAAAAGAAGAAAACAAAUUGGUGA